AAAAUCGAGAAAAGUGAAAACAUAAGGAGCACUGAGCGGAAUAACAUUAUUUUGUAUUGAAAAUUGCGCUCGAACUUUUAUCUCCUAUAUUGAUGCUUUCUCGUCUCAGCCUCAAUCGCAUUCUCCUCAGAUUAAAUUUUUCCAAAAUCCACUGGAUGGACAGCGAGAGCUCGUCGAGCGGCGACGGUCCGCGGCCUCAGUUUGGCAACCGGCACCUUCGCAAUCCUGACGAUGUCUUCCAGCACAACGCUUGGGACGAUGUGCAGUGGGAUGAGGAGCAGCAAGAGCACGCUAAGAAGAUGGUCGAGCAGAAUUCGGAAGUGCGCAUGUGUGUCGACGAGGCGCAGCGGAUCGAGGCUGAGGCUGGACACCUGUGGGACAAGUUCUACGGCAUCCACCAGAACCGAUUCUUCAAAGACCGCCAGUGGCUGUUCACUGAGUUCCCGGAGCUGCUGCCAAAAGAGGGAAAUCAAGAAAGAAUUAACGUCCUUGAAGUCGGCUGCGGAGUGGGCAACAGUGUCAUCCCGCUGGUGCGGACGGUGGCCGACCCCAACUUCUUCGUGUAUGCUUGCGACUUCUCUGAGACGGCUGUGAAGCUCCUGCAGCAGGAAGACAGCUACGACGAGUCACGGUGCAAGGGCUUUGUGUGCGAUGUGACCGCCGAGGAAUGGCCAACUCCCUUCCCGCCGCUCAGUCUGGACCAUGUGCUGCUCGUAUUCAUGCUGUCUGCUGUCCACCCAGACAACAUGGGCCACGUAGCUCGACAGCUGUUCAAUUACCUGAAGCCUGGCGGAAUGGUGUUUUUCCGGGACUAUGGGCGCUAUGACUUGGCGCAGUUGCGUUUCAAGAAGGGCAAGUGCAUCACAGACAAUUUUUAUAUGCGCGGCGAUGGCACCAGGGCCUACUUCUUCACCAAGGAGGACCUGCGCAGGAUUUUCUGUGAGGCGGGCUUUCAAGAAGAGCAAAUGCUCGAGGACCGCAGGCUUCAAGUCAACAGGGGCCAAAAGCUAAAGAUGUACAGGGUCUGGAUACAGGCCAAGUUUCGAAAACCGAUGUAGAAUAAAUUAAUGAUAUUUUUA
Messenger RNA from Cloeon dipterum, 1079 nucleotides. It is a transcript of the gene Mettl2, whose product is annotated as methyltransferase-like protein. The coding region runs from base 93 to 1058 and encodes 321 amino acids. The record is from RefSeq and is a predicted model, not a curated record. The transcript has 2 exons. Lineage: Eukaryota; Metazoa; Arthropoda; Insecta; Ephemeroptera; Baetidae. Gene Ontology annotation, molecular function: tRNA (cytidine-N3)-methyltransferase activity.